Messenger RNA from Heterostelium album PN500, 5427 nucleotides. RefSeq lists its product as uncharacterized. Gene Ontology annotation, cellular component: nuclear pore inner ring. The record is from RefSeq and is a predicted model, not a curated record. Gene Ontology annotation, biological process: protein import into nucleus; RNA export from nucleus. The transcript has 9 exons. Bases 1 to 5427 code for a protein of 1808 amino acids. NCBI's taxonomy places the organism in Eukaryota, Evosea, Eumycetozoa, Acytosteliales, Acytosteliaceae. Gene Ontology annotation, molecular function: structural constituent of nuclear pore.
AUGAGUGAUAAUAAUACACUAUUGUCAACGAGUUUAUUGGGUACAACAACUUCGACUUCACCCACCACCACUACCACGACAACAACUACAAAUCAAUCUACUGCUACAACAGAACAAUCAUCAUCAUCAUCACCAGCAUCAUCAUCUACAAACAAUACAGAUAGUUUAUCAAUUAAAGAUUUAGGUAGUUCAACAACAGCAUCAUCAUCAUCGUCUUUAGAUAAUAUCACCACCAGUAAAGAGAAACAAUUAGUUUCAGAUAAUCUUACUGUAUUAAACUAUUAUAUUGAUAAUGAUUUAAUUGAUGAUCCAAAAUGGAUUGAAGAAGAAUUAUCAAAUAUAGAUAACAAGAUAACACAAUUGUUUGAUUAUUAUGUUCCACCAUCGAGUGCAUCAAAAGAACAGAUUCAAACUGGAAAGAUUAAGAUUAAAGGUGUUACCUAUCAAUUAUCAUUACAGUUACAACAAUUUAUUAUUGAUUUAAGUAAUAUAUUGAAUUUAGAUCAAAUAACAACAUUUAUUAUUAUACAAUCAUAUUCUACAAAUGUUAAAGAACUUAAAUAUGAUUCAUUAGAAUUCUCAAAUUUAUUAGAAUAUUAUUAUAGAGAAAGAUUCUUAUUGUUAUCAUUGGUAUCAUCAUUGAUAAAGAAAGCAUAUGGUGUUGAAUCGAUAUUAAGAGAUGUACCGAUGAAGUAUGUCAAGGAGAAUCAAGAGGCAUGGCAACAGAAACUUUUGAAAUCACUGUUGGUACUAUCUAGUUUCUCUAUUCCUGAUCACCUAAAGGAUCAACCACAACUCUAUACCAUAUACACAGAGUACGUAAUCAACGAGCAACUCUUGGUAGUAGAAACACUCUUCCUUCUCUAUUAUUAUAAACCAAAGAUUUCAUUCCCAAAAGAUUUUAAAGAUCUAUUUAAUAGAUAUCAAGAAAUAAGAAUAGGUAGAUAUUCAGAUUAUCUAUUACAAUGUAACAACGAUGUUAUUAGAUCUACACUUCAGAAUAUCGAAUAUAUAUUGGUGUUGGUUGGAAUGUUAUCCAUUGGUGAAGUACCAUUAUUAGAAUCACCAGAUAAACCUAAACAAUUAUCAGAGAAUCAAAAGACAGAUAUAUUAAAUCUUAUUAAAGUAUUUGAAAGAUGUUCAAUGACACCAUCAUUAUCAAUCAUUAUCUAUUCGGUAUUAUUAAAUUCAAUGAUUCUAUCACCUGCAUUUGUUGAAUCCGAUGUCAUCUCAAAGUGUCUUGAAUAUAAUCCAUUCCAAUAUCUAAAGUUAAUGAUGUCUUCAAAUUAUAUAACUGGUAGUGCAUCAUCAACAGGAUAUAUUGAUAUUAUUCAAUUGUUUAUCAAUAGAUUUACAAUGGUAUAUGAUUUAAUAUCUACUGAACCGAAUGCAGUCAAUAUUGUUUUCGAUGUAUUUACAAGUUCAUUACGUUAUAAUCCUUUGACCGAACAAGAGUUGGUCAAGCAUGACAUCUUUAAAUAUGUAUUGUCACCAACAAUCAUUAUCAAUCAAUUCGAAAAGACAUUAAAGUUAUUAACAGAUGCAAUCUAUGAUGAAUCUUCAUCUAUUUCAAUGUUUAAAGUUAUAAUUCAAACAAAUAUAAGAGAAUUACAAAAGUUAAUAAGUAAUAGGGAUUUAGAUCAAUUAUUAAAUCAAUCGUUUGAAGCAAUCGAGAAAGAAGGUCAGGUGAUUACAGCGAUUGCCAAACAAUAUCUACAGUUGAAUCAACAGGCAAUCUAUAAGGGUGCAUACAAGUAUUUCUUGUUGUUGGAUAACGGUGUGCAGUCGUGUGCAGUCUACUCGAUUGGUGACCGUAUCUUGGAUACCAUUGUAGCGUUCACCAAGGAUCACCCGUCAUCAAUGCCAUUGUACAAUGCAUUCCUCCAGGCACUUCGUCUACUUGGUUCUCUCUGUCAGUACACACAUUUGGCACGUCUCUACUACUGGAAUGUAUUCAACGGCAACAGAAUAUCGGAUGCCCUCAUCGAUUUGCUAUUCUCGAUUGCCGAAGACCGCUCUCAUCUCCGUGAUAUCUCGAGUGCCGUUCUACAGCUAUUCUCGAUCUUUAUGAAAGACAGACCACGCGAAACACUAAACUUCCUCUGCGAGAAGGGUUGUUGGACGAGAGGUGGUUCCGUCGACAUGAUACGUACUCAGUAUCGUCGUGCAGAUUUAACAUCAAUAGAUUCAAUGGUAAUGUUUAUGUUACAAGUAUUAUCAGAUUAUUGGUUGUUACAAGUGGAUGAUCUUUCGAAUGCAAGAGGUAUUUGUAGAUCGAUAUUCGAUUGCUUCAAGGUUAUCGUGGUAAAGACACAUUGUGCUUCACCGAAUGAACAGAUUGUUGCGCUGUCUGAUAAGAUUGUACGUGCUUUUACACAACAAGGUGCAGUACAAGCAACUUUGUUUGCUGCCAUCGAACAACAACAUCAAUUCUUGGUGUCCGAUCAGAUGAAUAGCCAAGCCGAUCUAUUGUCAAGAGAAGCUCUAUGUUUGUUGGAAGUGUUGCUACAACAUCCUUUGGUACCGGAACAAGUAGAUUCAUUGGUCAACUCUAUACUCUAUACCGGCGGUCAGGUUAGAAGUGGAGGAGAAGGUGGUUGGGGAGGACAGGAACAACAAACACUCUGCCUACUAUCUGUAUUGUUUGACAAGGUGACAUCACCCAACAAACUAGCAUACUUUGUCAUCAAUGUGAUACGUUCAUUCGUUCUGAUGAUUCGAUCAAACAAUCGAGAAUUCUACAUCUCCUCUUAUGUAACCGAUUUACAAGUUAGUAAUAUCGUUGACAUUCUCCAACAGAGAAUAAACAACCCUAUUCUUACAUCUCAUUUGAUAGACUUGGUUGGAUUACUAAAGGAUCUAUCGGUAUCACAAUUCCAAUUGACCAAUCGAUUACUACCAGAGGAUUCAUCUAGUAAGUUUAUUAUUACUUUACUAAAGAAUCAACAGCAACAACAACAACAAUCGAAUAGUGUUAUCAAUGAUUUAUUUGGUUUACUUUCAAAUAUUCAUUGUAACUCAAUUUACUAUGGUAGAUUCUUGCAUGAACUACAUGAAUGUCAAGGAUUCUGGGAUGAAUUGAUCAAACAGUCGAAACAUAGUAAACAAACAUUAUCUUCACUCUACAAGAUACUCUCUAUUCAAACACUUUCAAUGACUACCUCCAACUAUGUAUUCCCAAAUAAAGAGACAAGCUUUGUCAAUGCCGUUCAGAAGCAUUUCCGUGGAUCGAUAGAGCAUCUCGCCAAGAAGAAUAUGGUAUUGCCUGACUUGGCCAAACGAACUCAACUACAAACAGCCAUCUUGGAGUUGUGCGCAAGACACCCUGCUUUUAAGGAUGUAGGUUCAUUCAUUCAGUCGAGAUCUCGUGAUUCCGGUAUUCAGAAAUAUGACCGUGAAUACAAUGAACGUUUAUUCUCUGGUGGUAGUGGUGAGCAGAAUCAAGAGGUAUUGGAUAUCUUGGAUGCCUGGAAUGAUCUGGUCGAACAUCAAGUGGAAGAGUUGGAAGUAACCCGUUCACUUUCGAAAUUCAUUGUUGUAUCUUUGCUAAAGAAGAGUGAACUAAUCAUAAAGUCAACCGAGGAACGUGAAAGAGAGAAGGAACUAUCGAAUCUAGCUUUGAUGUUGAUAAAAACAGCAUUGACCGAUAGAGUUGAAUUGGAUGGUGGUCAAGUCAAUCCGUUAAAGGAUGAGGAAUGUGAAUGGUUACAAAUCAUAUUGGUGACACUCACAGUUAUAACAUCGAAUAUUCUCACCAAUAGCGAUUUGAAACUAUCCAACAAAAUCACUCAUUCGCUCGUUUCACAUUUAACUCUUCUUCUUCAACACUACAUCAAAUAUCUCAACAACACAAAGCUAUUGACUAUCUUUACAUUGAUAACCAACUCAUUGCUUUCGGUCUUGAAGAUUGCAUCACAAACCAAUAUCCAAAUGUAUAAUCAAUUGUUGACACCGCUGUCUUUACUGAUACUAUCGAGAACAACCUACUCUGCCAAUCAACAAGUAUCACAAGAGCAACUACAAACCAACAGUCUAUCAAAUAUUGCAAUGUAUACAAUGAAUACAUUGAUAUCGGUGGUUCAAGACGAUUGUAUUCUUCCUUCGAGUCUACCUCAUGAAAUGAUUGAAAGACUACUCGGUUCAUUGCAAUUCAGUCUUAAUAUUGGUUCCGAAGAUCAGUCCAAUAGCUCACCGGAUAUCGACAAUGCCAAUGCCAUACUCGAUCUAUUCAUUGCUUUCACCAGACAACCUUUACUAUGUGAACAACUCGUUGUCAAGAAUAUCAUCAAUCUACUAUCAUCCAUCGAUUUAAAGUAUUUAAGAUUAGCAAUCGAUCCAUAUAUCUCACCAACUCCAAAGACAAGUAACAACAACAAUACUAUCUAUGUAAAGAAUAGAUGGUAUUUACUUUGGACUAAAUGUCUGACUUUGGUUAUUUCCAUUGCCGAUACUUUGAAAAAGAGUGAUAAACUACCAGAACAACUCAUUGACUUUGUCAUUUCUCAUAAGGAACGAUUCUUUUACUAUGCCGAUCCAAUGUGUUUCCUCAACUCGCCAUCACAACAACACCUAACAUGCCAGUGGUUCGACCAAAUCCUAAAGUUAACCGAUAUCAUCUAUGCACUCUCCAAGCAUACCAGAAAAUAUCAUCUCUCCUAUCGUGUAUUUGGUGAGUUACAAUCACUCUGCUAUCGAUUGGCACUCAUUCUCACUGCACAACUAGAUGAACAUCAAUUCAUAGAGAAUUACUUUAAUGCAAUGACUCUAAAAGAGAAAAAGAAGAAUCAACCAACCAAAGUUAAACAACAACCUGCUGAAGGUUCAGCUGCUGCCGCUUCUUCAAGUUCAUUGUCAAUCUCAAGUUUAAAUCCACCAGCACCACCAAAGACAACCACUGUUGAAGUUGGACCAUCUCGUAUGUCCUCGAAAAUUCAUUCGAUCUAUUACCUCAUUCUUAGAAAUGUAUUAUAUUCCCUGGUGAAUCUUCAAUACUACAUUCGAGAGUGCCCACAGUUCAUACCUGUCAUUCCUCACUAUAUGGAUCGCUCUACAUUUGGAACUUUUCUUUUCGUCAACCAAUUGAUAUGUAUGAAAGCCAACGAAACUCAAAACAAACAACCAGCAAAACGAGAAAUUCUCCAACAAAUAGGUGAACUUAAUUGUUUGCUCUUGUUGUUACUCUCUGAAUCUUAUAAUUUUAGAGAUGAAGCCCUGGUUUCAAGUAUCAGUUAUGUAAGAAACCAAUUCGAUGAAGAAUAUAAUCAACAACAACAACAACAACAGCAACAGCAACAGCAGCAAUCAAAAGGUCCAUCAUCACCAAAGUUGAGAGCUUCUGUAUCAAACUCACCACCAAGUUUAACAAACAACAUUGAUGUUAACAAACCACCAAAAUUCUUUUCGACUUUAUUAACAAAAUUAAAUUAA